Messenger RNA from Salmo salar (Atlantic salmon), 4189 nucleotides. RefSeq names its product angiopoietin 4 (gene angpt4). The record is from RefSeq and is a predicted model, not a curated record. NCBI's taxonomy places the organism in Eukaryota, Metazoa, Chordata, Actinopteri, Salmoniformes, Salmonidae.
CGACCCACUGGAGUGGGAUGGGAGGAAAGCAUUUCUCUCUUUUUUGGACAUUGAAGAUUGAGACUCAUUUGGAGCUGCUCUCUCUCUCUCUCUCUCUCUCUCUCUCACUCUCUUGUUCUCUUUCUGUCUCUCUCCCCCUCCCUCUCUCUUUCUCUGUGGCUAUUUAGGGGUCAAUGUUUGUGUCUGUUCACUUACGUAGCACAGGGGCCAGGGAAAGUUUAGAGGAAACAGGGACCUGCGGGGAGAAAAACAGGACUUUAUCAAGAAUAAUAAGAACCAAAGCACAGUCAAAAUACAUCUAAAUUAAGAAGAAGAGAACACAAGGGCUUCCUCUCCUUUUUCUGCUUGGAACCAUGUGCAUCCAUAUCUCAAGUGAGUGAGUGAAGUGGGGGGGAGGGGGCACUUUUAUCACAACACCUCGGCACAGGUGCUACUACCUGGGCGUUAAGGGGUGGGGAGCACCAUGAGGAAAAUCCUGUUGGGUUGGGGGCUGAUGCUGGUGGCUGGGGUAAUGGGGGCUAGCGUAGUGGGUGCUAGUGGAGGAGGAGGAGGUGGUAGAGGGCAGAGGCGCAGAGGAGAAAAGCGCAGGGGGCUCCAUCGUGUCCAGCACGGCCACUGCAGCUACACCUUCAUCCUACCAGAGAUGGAGCGCUGUCAGGCCAGCCCGGACCAAUACGGCAGCACCAACAUGGUUCAAAGGGACACACCACCCCAUGCAGAGAGUGAAUGGUCUGCACAGAAAUUGCAGCACCUGGAGACGGCCAUGGAGAACAACACGCAGUGGCUGCAGAAGCUAGAAAAGUAUAUCCAGGAAAAUAUCAAGAUGGAGAUGGUGCAUAUUCAAGACCAUGCAGUACACAACCAGACUGCUACCAUGCUGGAAAUCGGAACUAACCUGUUGACUCAGACUGCAGAACAGACCCACAAGUUAAACGUUGUCGAGGCUAAGGUUAUGAACCAGACAUCAAGAAUUGAGAUCAAGUUGUUGGCGAACUCAUUAUCUACAAACAAACUGGAAAAGGAAUUAUUGGUACAGACUUCUAAAAUCACUAAACUGCAAGACAAGAACAGUCACUUGGAGAACAAGGUGCAGGUGUUGGAGUCACAGCAGCGGGGCGAGCUGGAGGACAUGAGGGAGGAGAAGAAUAAGCUACAAGGAUUGGUGAGAACCCAGAUGACAGCCAUCGAGGCUCUAGAGAGACAGCUGAGGGUGGCCAGCACCAACAACUCAGCCCUGCAAAGGCAGCAUCAGCAGCUCAUGGAGUCGGUCCACACGCUCAUCAACAUGGUGUCUACCGGUACAGGGAUAUUGCUGAGAGACCAGAGGUUUUGUGAUUGUGCAGAAGCCUAUAAAGCAGGACACAACAUCAGUGGAGUCUACUACAUAUACAUCAGUAACAUGACCGAACCCACCCAGGUGUUUUGUGACAUGGAGACUAGUGGUGGAGGCUGGACAUUGUUCCAGCGCAGGGUCAACGGCAGUGUGGACUUCCAGAGAACAUGGAAGGAAUACAAAAUGGGUUUUGGGGACCCUGCGGGAGAGCACUGGCUUGGGAAUGAGCUGGCGUUUCAGAUGACCAGUCAGACCCAGUAUGCCCUGAGAGUGGAGCUGAGAGACUGGGAGGGGAACACACCCUACUCCCACUAUGACAAGUUCCAACUGGCCAGUGAGAAACAACAAUACAGGCUGUUCUUGUGGGGCUACAGUGGAACAGCAGGAGAGCAGAGCAGCCUGGUAUCGCAUGGCACCAGCUUCAGCACCCGUGACGCCGACAACGACAACUGCCUGUGCAAGUGUGCCCUCAUGCUGACUGGGGGUUGGUGGUUUGAUGCUUGUGGCUUGUCCAACCUCAAUGGCAUUUACUACACCGUGGGCCACAACAUCCGCAAGCUGAACGGCAUAAAGUGGCAUCACUUUCGGGGACCGAGUUAUUCACUUAGUUCGACAGCCAUGAUGAUCCGACCAUCCGACUUCUAAGACCGGACAGUAAUUUGGAGAGGAGAAGGGCUGUGAAUGGGAAAGGGACAGAAAUUUCUUUGCCUCAUUGUCUCCAGGACAAAGACAAACAGGUGUACAUUUAAGUUUUUAAUAACAAACAAUCAAUCAGUCAUUGUGUGACUGGGUGUUAUUUAGUACAAGCGAAAACGUUGGGAGUCACCAGAAGAGACCAGACUGAUAGUCUCCAUCACUUGGCAUCUUUAUGCAGUGUAGAUCUGGCCUCAGCUCUUUUUAAUAUAUACUAUAAUGUGCCAGAUUCGCAGUCCUCUGAUGUCUUGCUUUACCACAUUGUACUAGUGAUGUCAAAAAUACACAUCUACACAGCUCCCUCACACCCUCAGUGUUUAUUCCAGAACAUUCUGAAGUUGUCAUCAUCAAGACAACAUCAAAUGAAUGUAUAGGAAUGUCUCAUAUCCAUGAGCCAAGAGGACUAUUUUAAAUAAACCACAGAGAAAGACACCAAGACAAGUAAAUAACAAAAAGCUAAUAACUUGAAAAGAAAUGGAGGACAUUUUGGCCAGAAUGUGCCAGAAUAUUUUAUGAUUGACAAGAUGUGAUAUGGACAGAUCAUACUGUGAGGUCUGCUUAUGAAAUAUUUCAACGUUCCUACUUUUUUUUGCAAAAUUGUAUUUGCGUGCUGUAAAUGUGAGCUAAACGUUGACUUAAUUGUUUUGCAUAACUGGAUUGUAUGUUUAAAGUUUGGGUUCAUUGCUCUGCCAUUUCGUGUGAAUCUGUUAAUAUUUCUCUAAGCUUGUUUUUUCUAUUAUCUCUACAGUAACACAUGAGUUAAGCGUGCAUAAAAGGAACGUAAUUCCCUUUUUAUGUACUUUUCUCUAUAUGCGCAUUCUGACCUUGAAUUUAAGCAUGAGUAUAGAAUGCUAAUCACCCACUAUAAGUUUGGGGUGGAGAUGAAAUAAAUGAAGUUGUGGCGGAGGUGUGUCUACAGAUACGCUGUAUUCUGACCUUGACUUAAUUCCCUAAUAAUUCAACCACAUUUAUGCGUGAGGAAACCAUUAAUAAAGUUUAGCGAACCAGUUCCAAGUGGAAAAAGCAUCUUCUAUAUUUUUUCAGAUAGAAAUAACACCAUUCUCCAUGCACUGUAAAUUACAACUUGAGCUAUUGAUACGAGCUAAAAGACAUGUAGUCUAAUUAAAUCGUUAUGGAGCAGCGAGCAGACCAAGCCAUAACAGUUUGAACCUGAGGCAUGGCCGUCAUCACACAGUUCCAUGAUUAGUGCAGGCAAUAGACAAGGGUAUAACCUACUAUAGUACACUAUUCUCCCUAUUAUAAUUCUAUAAUAUACACUCAUCUUCCAACAUUACCAUGGGUUGAAAAACUGAAUGUGGCAAUUUUAAGAAUGAUUCAAACCACCGUGUUCUUUAUUUUGUGCGUAAAGGCUCUCCAAACCUGUUUUUUUAUGAUUCAUAAAUACUUUCCUAAAACUAAAUAAUCUACAAAAUCAUAAUAUUUUUAAAUAUACCAAAUGGUCUGGAAACCGAGACGGAUACUGUUAAACUUCAAUUAAACGCUCAGUCUCAAAUAGCUGCCUGUCCCUUUUAAUAGCCGGGCAAUGUCACAUAUUUCAUCAAAUUAACGGCUGUUUCAAAUAGGGUAUUUAGGAAUUGUUUAUGAGGUUAACAUGACUAUUUUAAGGUCUCUCCAGAGAUGUUCGAUCAGGUUCAAGUCCGGGUUCUGGCUGGACCACUCGAGGACAUUCAGAGACUUGUCCCGAAGCCAAUCCUGCAUUGUCUUGGCUAUGUGUUUAGGGUCAUUGUCCUGUUGGAAGAUGAACCUUCACCCCAGUCUGAGGUCCUGAGCGCUCUGGAGCAGGUUUAUUAGUCUCCCAGUCCCUGCCGCUGAAAAACAUCCCAACAGCAUGAUGCUGCCACCACCAUGCUUCACCGUAGGGAUGGUGCUAGGUUUCCUUCAGACGUGACGCUUGGCAUUCAGGCCAAAGAGUUCAAUCUUGGUUUAAUCAGACCAUAGAAUUUUGUUUCUCAUGUUCUGAGAGUCUUCAGUUGCCUUUGGCAAACUACAAGUCGGCUGUCAUGUGCCUUUUACUGAGGAGUGGCUUCCGUCUGCCCACUUUACCAUAAAGGCCUGAUUGGUAGAGUGCUGCAGAGAUCAUUGUCCUUCUGGAAGGUUCUCACAUCUCCACAGAGGAACUCCGGAGCUCUGUCAGAGUGACCA